Molecule: messenger RNA, 3011 nt
Organism: Chlamydomonas reinhardtii
Lineage: Eukaryota; Viridiplantae; Chlorophyta; Chlorophyceae; Chlamydomonadales; Chlamydomonadaceae
Exons: 13
Coding region: 54-1964 (636 amino acids)
Source: RefSeq, a predicted model, not a curated record
AGUAAGCUUGCAACUAGCGCGCAAGUAGCCAGCAACUCGCGGAACCAGUAGCCAUGCGGGUGCUGUUUGCUCGCGCGGUGCGCUACCUGGCGCUCCUGCGCGGACACAGCGACUUCGCGCACAGCGCCGCCGGCGCCUACCCGCUGUACCGCGGCCCAUACGUGUACGGCUAUCCGUACGCGCCGUACGGCGGCAGUACACCGGCCGCCGCCGGCGGCGUCGCCGCCAAGCUUGCGUCGUUGUCGGUGCCGCCGCCAGGCGGCUCCGCCGCCGCCGCGGCGGCGGCGUCGCUGACGGGGCCGGCGGCUGUGGCCGCCGCCGACGCGACGUGGCUGGCGCGGCGGGUGCACGGCACGGGGCGGGUGGUGGCGCGGCGGGCGUACGCUACGCUGAUGGCGGUGCUGGUAGCGAUUGGGGCGACGGCGCUGGCCAGUGCGACGGAUGCGGCGGCGGGCCUGGCGGCGGCGGCGCCGCGCACGCUGCGCACGGUGCUGUGGGCGGUGCGGGCGUCUCUCAGCUACAAGCGCUUCCAGGCCUCCUGCUACGGUACAGACACGGAGAAGGAUGAGGGCUACAUGGAGGCGCUGAGUCAGCUGCACACCUACUGGGCCAACAAGCUGCUGGAGGUGUGCCGGCGCAACGGCGGCGUGUAUGUGAAGGCGGGCCAGUUCGCUGCGGCGUUCGGCGGCGUGCCCCGCGAGUACCGCACAGUGCUGGCGCAGCUGGAGGACCGCGCCGUGCCCAGGCCCUACCGCGCAGUGCGGCGCGCUCUGGAGCGGGAGCUGGGCGGCCGCGCCCGGGUGGCCGCCACCUUCAUCUCCUUCGACCGCCGCGCCACCGCCGCAGCCAGCCUGGCGCAGGUGCACCACGCGGUGCUGGCGGACGGCAGAGAGGUGGCGGUCAAGGUGCAGUACCCGGGCCUGGCGGGCUCGGUGGCGGCGGACCUGUGCGUCAUGUCGGCGCUGGCUCGGGCGGCGGGGGCGCUGUUCCCCACCAUCCGGCUGCACUGGCUGUACGAGGAGCUGGCGGCCAAGCUGGAGGUGGAGCUGGACUUCAGGAAUGAGAUCCGCAACAGCAACCGCUUCCGAGAGGUGCUGGCGGCGGCGGGCGAGUCCGGGCGCGUGCGUGUGCCGCAGCUGCACGAGCACCUGUGCAGCAGCAAGGUGCUGGUCAUGGAGUGGAUUGCGGGCGCCAAGAUAACGGACGUGGAGGCGCUCACGCGCCAGGGCAUCAACCCGCGCCUGGUGGGCCGCCAGCUGUGUCGGCUGUUCGGCGAGCUCAUGUUCCUACAGGGCUAUGUGCACGGCGACCCGCACCCGGGCAACCUCAUGGUGCGGCCCAAAGGCCGGCCCAGCUGGCUGCGCUGGCUGUUCCGGGGCACACGGCGCGGCUUCGAGGUGGUGGUGCUGGACCACGGCACAUACCUGGAGGUGGAGCCGGAGCUGCGGCAGCAGUUCUGUCAGCUGUGGUGCGCCGUGGUGAUGCAGGACGAGGCCACACAGGCCGACAUCUCCACGGCCAUGGCGGGCGAGGCGGGCGGCCGCAUCCUGCCGCUGCUGCUCACCCAGCGCGCCCGCAACCGCGCGGAGGAGGCGGCGCUGCGGGCGCGGCUGGGCAUACGCGGCUUCGGCGACAUGACGGCGCUGCUGAGCGCGGUCAGCAGGCACCUGGUGGACCUGCUGAGGGUGGUGACGGUGAUUCGCGCCUCCAGCGCCGCACUGGGGGUCACCAUGCCUGAGCGACUGCGCAUCUACUCGCAGGUGGCUGCCAAGGGACUCCCGCCGCGGCGGCCCAACGGCAAGCGGCCAACCUUCUACAUCCACAAGUCCUUCACCUCCGCCGCCUACCGCGCCAAACUGCGCGCGGUGCUGCUGGGCCUGGGGCUGUACGCCUGGGGCAGCAGCCUGCUGGGCCGCACCUGGGACGCACUGCUGUCGGUGUUUGGGGAGGCGCUGUUCGAGUAGCGCGGGUGGUGGGGUGGAGAGAGAGGGGCGGGAGAGGGGGAGAGACAGGAAGAAGAGGGGCAGGAGGGGCAGGAGGAGGGGCUGGAGGAGGGCAGGAGGAGAGGGAGGAGGAGUUAUUAGGGCUCGAGGGACAGGAGGAACAGUAGGAGCAGCAGGCGCAGUAGGUUACCGGGUUAGGUGUGCUGACGUCGCGGGUCUACGGACCGACUGUGAGGUGGGCUUGUCCCAUGCGAGGGAAACCACAUGUCUUGUCCCUUGAGAGAGUGGGGGUGUAUGUGUUUGCGAGUAGGUGCGUGCAAUGGAAAUAGCUUGUGGACUCUGGUCGGGACGACGUGUUGGAAUAGGGUGAGCAGAGCUGUUGCGCCCGUGCCGUGAGUCGUGAGAUGUGGCGGGCAAUUGUGUGUGCGUGUGCGUUUUCACGACUGCCGGCUGAGCCAGCCGCUUGAUACGUUGUACAGCAGUACAGGGUAGGACAGGUUGGAUGACGCAGUGGCGGUUGCGGUGCCGGGGGCUUGCAGCGCGGGUGCGGGCAAAGCAGCACUGUGCUUGAGAGUUGAGAGCGGGGAGGGCAGGGGAGGGCACACUACUUGAUGGAACGUUUGUCAUGGAAAUGCACUGCGAUUGCCGCAGUCAGUUGUGAAGAGUCAUGGGGGGUUGUUGAUGAGGGAGAGAUGAUAAGGGGGCAUCACCGGAGCGAGAAUACUGAUUUGAGAGUAGCACUGACUUAAUGCGAUUUAGGGCACGGGGGGCCUGACGGUUGGAAACACAUAGUAGUCUAGCACAGCGAAAUUGGCUGCGUGUCACUCCGGGGCCUGGGGGCCUGUACCUUUUAGAUAGCGGGGCCGACAGCCAUAGUCGGGAUCCUGGUUUUUGGCAAGAGCCGGAAUAGAGGCUCCUACGCUUUCCUGCCCCUUGCCAUUUCCAUCACGAGAGGCUAGUAGUGGCCCAAAUCUCUGCCCUAGAAGGCCGAGUUAACAAUAUGUCGUUCAAGGCUUCGUCUUAGAAAGCAGCGACACCAGUGCGGAAUUGGCGAAGGUCACCUCGUUU